AUGAAGAUCAUCUCUGCUCUUGUUCUUUCUGCCGGCACUGCCGCUGCUUUCUCCCCAGCUGCCUCUGUCUCUAGAUCCUCUGCCUUGAACGCCGAGGACUAUGAUUUGGAUUUUGGAAUGAAGAACGACUACGUUCCUCAAACAUACGGUGAUGGUGGCCAAGGUACAUUCGGAGCUGUCUCCCCCAAUGACUGGAGAGUCCCAGGAACCUCCCCCAUUGGACAAUCGUCCUGGGCUGGAGCCGCAGAUGGUGGUGAUGAACCUUGGUUCGCCGAAGCCGUCUCCACUGUCUCCUUGGACUUGGCCAAGGCCGAAGAGACUUUGAAGGCAUUCACAAAGGAGGCUGCCACCUUCAAGAUCGCACAAUUCUGCGAGACCAACGGCCUUGAUGACCAAGAUAAGGUUAUGGAUCAGUUGGUUGGUGCUUUGGGAUACGAUAAGUUCCUUGAGUCCAGUGCAGGACAAUUGAAGAAGGCAUACGCCAAGAUCACAGGAGAGCCAGCGGAGAAGAAGGAGGAAAAGAAGGAGAAGAAGGAGUAA
Molecule: messenger RNA, 540 nt
Organism: Cylindrotheca closterium
Lineage: Eukaryota; Bacillariophyta; Bacillariophyceae; Bacillariales; Bacillariaceae
Source: the annotation of a GenBank genome assembly